AUGUCUGACGAGAGCAGCGACGAAACAUUUGCUAGCGCUGACGAGGGUUCAGGCAAUGAAUAUUCUUUUAUGAAAUCACCCCAUGUGGAUCCGUCAGGACAUGAUCAAGAUCUUGUUCCUUCCCUUGUUGAUGUUAUCCCUACGAAAAACUCAAAUUUAACCAGAGACAAUCAACCCAGCAUUGUUUGUGACGAAGGGGUGCUUGUGAGUGUUUCGAAUCAAAAGGACACUGAGGCUGGUAUCCACGAAUUUGCUCCGCCUUCGACUCCUUGUGAUAUCAACCAGGAAGAAGUUUUGCAAUGCCAUACCGAAGCUACUGCCUCCGAUGAUGUAACUUAUCCCUUUCUCAAUUUGGAGGAAAAACCCAAAAGCGUAGUGACGAACUUUGGUGAAGUCAUUAAGGCUGAAGGGCUACAAUUUAAAGAUGGCGAACUGGAUGUUAACAAGAAUACCGAAGCUCUGGAUCCGAAGGACAAUCUAUGCGUGGAUCCUGAGCGGGCGAACACUAGGACUUUAAUCGAGUUAACUGAAGCUUCCCCGUAUGCGAUAGAAUCUGGAGAUUCGGUCGAUAGGACUCAUUCGACGAUGAUUGGAGACUCAGUAGCCACUAACGUGGCAGACGUGUGGGACUUGGAUGAUCUGUGGGAAAGUUUGCAAACAUCAGAUACUGGAGUUGCUUCAAGCGAGGUUGGAAAAGCUUCGUCAGAUGAUGUCGAAAGUCAAGAUCGCGUGAAUUUAACUGAUUCGAAAAAGGUUGUGGAGUCGGCUUCUGGUAAUAAAACAGACUGGUGGAAUAGGUCGAUGGAUGGCUCACAGCCAAUUUUUCCAGCAUUGGAUUCUGAAACUUGUCCAAUGAUGAUCACCGAAUCCCAAGGUCCAAGAGGAUUCCUUUACUCAGAGAAGGUACAAAAGAAGUGUAAAGACUCAAAAACCAGUGAGGAUGGGGUGUGGGGUUCGGGAGCCGACCAGUGGACUGGUUUGAAGUCAUCUAAAGCAGAAAAUUCCUUAACCGUCAAUUCCGAAACUGUUCCCACCGUAAGUAUUCAGCAGGAAAAACGCUCCUUUGAAAGUGAGGUGCAAGGGAAGAUCUCAGGCCCAUUGUCGGUUGAAGAAGUGGACGCUUGGGAUCUUGAGGAUGACCCUUGGCUAUGCUCAGAUCCAACAGAGCCAGAUACCUGUUUGGUUCCAGACACCGCAAAGAACUGUGGCACUGUUUCCACGCCCAAGGUCACGAAGGCUGGUUUGAGCAUGAAGGUGGAGGAGAGUUGGGGCAGCGUGGAAGACUUUCAGACGAAAAGGUCAACCGUAAAUGCAUCACAGGAGCUGGCAUCCGCUGCCACAGCAUUAGUCAAGUCAGUGGGUGGUGGGCUGGCAAGUUUUGUAGGGAGUUUCAAGCUUUCCAAUCUUUCCUCCACAUUUGCGGCUUUCGAAGAGAAGUCGUUGACAAAGCCGGUAGGGGAUGAGCAGCAACAAAAAUCGCCACAGCCUGAGGCUUCGAAAAAUCCCGGUGAUUACGGUGUUGGCUCUACUCCUGAAGGCGAUGAAACCAAUGGUGGCUGGGGUGGUUGGGACUUGGGCUCGUUGGCUAAAUCACUCACGUCGACAGUUGAGAAUACGGGUCUGCAGAUCAUUCACGGUGGCGUUGAUGUGUUGGAACAAAUUGGACGGAAGACGUUUACUGCUCUGAAGGAGAACGAUCCAGGACUGGCUUACACAAAGAGCUUCCUUCGGCCCACCAAUGACAGUCAAGGCUCGAAACUGUCUCAGAUGCUGCGCGAAGCCUGCGACCAACACGCUGCACAAUCUGACGAAUUGCUCGCCGGCCAAUUAGAGGCGCGUCGUGGUGAUUUAGCCUUUCAAUUGGAAUCGCGUCUCGCUCUUGUGCACAUGGAAGCCUUGGAAUUGCUCAGUUCUCGUGCUUCGGCACGCCUGGGCACGAAGUUGGCUCGACUGGAAGCCCCCCAUAACAUCGAUGACGUAGAAGAAUAUCAUCGCAGCGUUCGUAGUCUUACUGGGGAAGGUGGUGUCCUUGAACGCAUUUGGCAGACACUUCAGCUGAAAAAUCAAGAGGAGGAGGAGGGAGAAGAGAGGGGAGCAGGAGAAGGCAAUUCUGUUUCCACAACUGCUAUUGUCACGGCGGUAGCAGCAUUGGAAGUGGUGACUCCUGGAAGUGCUCUCUUGAAGAAAUGCGAGGAGGUUCAGCAGAAGUGCGAGCAUUUUGAUCCUAGCCUACCAAUGACAGAGAUCUUUUAUCAAGCCGUUGAAGGAUUGGCAGACUUGACGUCGGUGAUCCUGGCUUACCUUCAUAAAUUGGCCGAGUGUCUUCUCCUUCUUGGUCCAAAUCGUGAGCGAUUCAACGCCGGCUUCCUCGACAUAGCUGAGAAAGUUGCCAGUAUCAUCACUGCGGCUAAAAGACGAAAUGAUACCCUCUGUUCGGCGUAUGUUGGGCAUUUGAAGAGGGCGGCAUCAGACAUGAGUACGAAGGAGGAAGUAGGUGCUGAGGGAGCACUGACGACGAAUCGCCGACUUGUAGCAAACCUCUUUUUGGAGACAGGAAUGGCAAACGGCUACCUAGACGACGCAGCAUCAAACUACCUUGUACCAGUCCUCCAAAUUGCCUGUCUGGAGGCCUUCUUUCCGGAAUCGACGUCGACACCAGCGUCAUGCCACCCACCCUCGUCAAUGAAAGUGAAGCAACGUUGA
Molecule: messenger RNA, 2703 nt
Organism: Hydatigera taeniaeformis
Lineage: Eukaryota; Metazoa; Platyhelminthes; Cestoda; Cyclophyllidea; Taeniidae
Source: the annotation of a GenBank genome assembly